Magnolia sinica is the source of this 777-nucleotide messenger RNA. Its product is annotated as probable disease resistance protein At1g15890. Lineage: Eukaryota; Viridiplantae; Streptophyta; Magnoliopsida; Magnoliales; Magnoliaceae. The transcript has a single exon. The record is from RefSeq and is a predicted model, not a curated record. Gene Ontology annotation, molecular function: ADP binding. Bases 1 to 777 code for a protein of 258 amino acids.
AUGCAGGAGUUGAGUAGUCGAGAGUCCGACAUAAAGAAUGAAUUGAAAAUGGCGGAGGUAGUAUGUAGUAAGAAGCGAAAAGCAGAGGUGUGUUUAUGGUUGGAAAAUGUGGAAAAGAUUACAAGCGAAGUUACUAAAAUAGAAGAUGAUUCUAAACAAGCAAAGAGAUAUUUAAUCCCUUCUCAUUUAGCACUGGAAAAGCGUGUCGUAAAGAAAAUUGAAGAGGUGGUGAAGCUUAAGGAGAAAGGUCAAUUUUCAGAAGGGUUACUUGCUGAUCUAUUACUUGAAAAUGGAAGCAUGCCGGCUACAAAACUCAUGGGUAGAACAACAGUAGAAAGAAAUAUUUUGGAACAGAUUUGGGAGUCCUUGAUAAAUCAAGAGGUCAGAACUAUUGGUGUCUAUGGUUUGGAGGGAGUCGGCAAAACAACCAUCAUGACCCACAUCUACAAUAAAAUAGAGAGUUCUAGAGUAUUUGACACUGCCAUUUGGGUGACAGUGUCUAAUGAUUCUAAUAUUGAGAGACUACAGAAUGGUAUUGCACAAGCAAUAGGAUUGGAGCUUUCCAAUAAAGAAGAUGAAAUGAUAAGGUCAAUGAUGCGUAGGGAAAAGUUCGUUAUCAUCUUUGAUGAUGUGUGGAAAUCGUUUCCUUUGGAGAAGGUAGGGAUUCCCGAAGGCAAUGCAUACAAAAUAGUAUUGACUACUCGAUUUAAAAAUGUGUGCCGAUCCAUGCAGCAGGAAAUGAUUGACAUGAAGGCUCUUUUGAAAGAAGAAGCAUAG